Menidia menidia (Atlantic silverside) is the source of this 2079-nucleotide messenger RNA. Lineage: Eukaryota; Metazoa; Chordata; Actinopteri; Atheriniformes; Atherinopsidae. The record is from the annotation of a GenBank genome assembly.
CUGGGAUUUUCCCUCAUAUUAUGCUCUUCAAUGGACACCGGUGGCUCAGUGGUUAGCAUGCGAGCUGAGGAGCAGCCCUUUCAUGUCCGCUACAGGAUGGAGGUGUCCUGCUUGGAGCUGGCUCUGGAGGGCGAGCGGCUCUGUAAGGCGGGGGACUACAGAGCGGGCGUCUCCUUCUUUGAGGCCGCCAUCCAGGUGGGCACCGAGGACCUGCAGGUGCUCAGCGCCAUCUACAGCCAGCUGGGCAACGCCUACUUCCACCUGCACGACUACGCCAAGGCUCUGGAGUUCCACCGGCACGAUCUCACCCUCACCAGGACGAUCGGCGACCUGCUGGGAGAAGCCAAAGCCAGCGGAAACCUGGGCAACACGUUAAAGGUGCUGGGUCGCUUCGACGAGGCGGUGGUCUGCUGCCAGAGGCACUUGGACAUAGCCAGGGACAUCAACGACAAGGUGGGGCAGGCUCGAGCUCUGUAUAACUUUGGGAAUGUGUACCACGCCAAAGGCAAGAGUAUCUGCUGGAGCGGGGCCGAGCCCGGAGACUUCCCAGAAGAGGUCAUGACGGCUCUGAGGAAGGCGGCCGAGUACUACGAGGCAAACCUGGCCAUAGUGAAGGAGCUCGGGGACCGAGCCGCCCAGGGUCGAACCUGCGGCAACCUCGGCAACACGCACUACCUGUUGGGCAAUUUUGGCAAGGCCGUGGCGUCUCAUGAACAGCGGCUGCUGAUUGCUAAGGAGUUCGGCGACCGCUCGGCAGAGCGGCGAGCGUACUGCAACCUGGGCAACGCCUAUAUCUUCUUGGGGGAAUUUGAAGUGGCGGCUGAGCAUUACAAGAGAACGCUGCAGCUGGCCCGGCAGCUGAAGGACCGAGCCGUGGAGGCGCAGGCCUGCUACAGUCUGGGCAACACCUACACACUACUUCAGGACUAUGAGAGAGCCAUAGACUAUCACCUCAAACACCUCAUCAUAGCCCAGGACCUCAACGACAGAAUCGGGGAGGGUCGUGCAUGCUGGAGUCUGGGAAAUGCUCACACCGCACUGGGAAACCACGACCAGGCCAUGCACUUUGCUGAGAAGCACCUGGACAUCUGCAAAGAGGUGCGAGAAAAGACACAGAACAAAAUCCGAGGAUUCCCCACUAGAGCUGUGCAAAAACCGAAAUACCUGAAGGGCCCCUCACGUGUGCUUCUACUCAUCGGCUUUGGUUUGUUUCAGACUGGAGACAGGAGCGGGGAGCUGACCGCCCGCAUGAACGUGUCCGACCUGCAGACUGUUUUAGGAGCGAGGCCCAGAAUGAGCAGACGGCACAGCAUGGAGAACCUGGAGCUGAUGACACUCAGUCCAGACAAAAUGAAUGGUCAGAAGUGGAACAGUGACAUCCUGACCAAACAGUCUAAGCCCUCGUUCACCAAGAGCUCCUCCAAGCUGUUCUUCGUCAGCCGUUUGCGUGGGAAAAAGUUCAAGUCUGGCAGCUCCAGUAAGGUCCUCCAAGAUACCAGCAACACCCUGGAUACCAGUCAGACCGCCGCCCAGGGAUCCCAGAAGCGACUCAGUCCCGACAUGCUCGGGGACGAAGGCUUCUUUGACCUCCUGAGCCGUUUCCAGAGCAACCGCAUGGACGACCAGCGCUGUUCGAUACAGGACCGAGGCAGCAGAUUAUCGUUGAACAGCGGACCAGAUUCGCCUCCCAGGACCAUCAGAAAAUCUGUGUCAGAGUCGGUCAACAUGUCCGGGACCCUGGGCAGGCGCUUGGAGGAGUCGUCGGCAGCAGGGGGGAGUCUGCCGGGCCUCAGGCUCAACCAGAGCAGCAACCAGGCCGUGCUCAGCCACCUGAUCGCCAACGCCGACAACGCCGAGCCCGACGACGACUUCUUCGACAUGCUCGUCAAGUGCCAGGGCUCCCGUUUGGACGACCAGCGGUGCGCCCCUCCCCCGCCCCCGGUCCGGGGCCCCACCGUACCGGACGAGGACUUCUUCAGCCUCAUCAUGCGCUCUCAGGCCAAACGAAUGGACGAGCAGCGCGUCACCCUGCCCUCCGCGGCCAGCUCGGCCGCCAGGUCCACCUCCAGCCUCAACUGA